This is a messenger RNA of Sesamum indicum (sesame), 2672 nucleotides long. Its product is annotated as ferric reduction oxidase 4. Gene Ontology annotation, cellular component: plasma membrane. NCBI's taxonomy places the organism in Eukaryota, Viridiplantae, Streptophyta, Magnoliopsida, Lamiales, Pedaliaceae. Gene Ontology annotation, molecular function: ferric-chelate reductase activity. The record is from RefSeq and is a predicted model, not a curated record.
CUACUAUUUGUGCAUGAACCACGCCUUUUCUUUGAUUUGACGUAUGAUGGCGUAUAAGGUUAUUGCAUCUCCCUAUAUAUAUAUACAUGGAAUGCCUUAAUUUAGUACAUGUACCAGCCAAGAAAACUUGAUCAGUGAAGCUGUGAACUUCGGAGGAAGAAAUUGAUCAUUGCAGCCACUGCAUCAGAAGAGUGAAAAUGAAAGUUCGUGGAGCAUGGCAGAUUUUCUUCCUUUUGGUGUUUGUGGGGUAUAUGUUUAUAUGGGUUAUGCUGCCUACAAAAACAUACAAGAAUUCAUGGACUCCCAAAUUGAAUGAAAAACUCAACUCCACAUACUUCAGGGAACAAGGGAGUAAUCUUCUUUUAUUUAGCUUUCCACUUAUGCUCAUUGCCGCUUUGGGAUGUGUUUAUCUACAUCUCCAAAAGAAAUCAAACUCUGAUAGUAGUAAGAGCUAUUAUCGUUUCCUGAGACGUCCAGCAAUGGUAAUGGCUCCACUGGGAAUAGUCAAUGCCGUGGAGCUCACAUUUGCUGCCAUGUUUAUAGCACUUCUAAUCUGGUCCCUUGCAAAUUACUUGUAUGUAAGCUUUGGCCACCUCCAUAUGCACACAGCGAAUGAAAAAGUGUGGCAAGCAAAGUUUCGUAGUGUAUCCCUGAGGCUUGGGUACAUUGGAAACACAUGCUGGGCAUUCCUUUUUUUCCCGGUGACCCGAGGAUCGUCAAUCCUGCCUCUGGUUGGCCUCACAUCAGAAUCUAGCAUCAAGUAUCAUAUCUGGCUUGGGCAUGUUUCAACUGUCCUAUUUGCUGCCCAUAGCAUUGGAUUCAUUAUCUAUUGGUGGGCAAUGACCGAUCAAAUGUACCUCAUGCUUCAAUGGAGCAGUACUUAUCUAUCUAAUGUAGCUGGAGUGAUCGCAUUUGUGCUGUCAUUAGGGAUGUGGAUGACGAGCUUUGAUCGUGUUAGGAGAAAACUGUUUGAAGUUUUCUUUUAUACUCACCAUCUAUACAUUCUCUAUGUCUUCUUCUACAUGCUUCAUGUUGGAGUGGCCUACCUUUGCAUGAUUCUUCCUGGAAUAUUUCUUUUCCUUAUUGAUCGAUACCUACGAUUUCUGCAAUCAAGACGAAGGACCAGACUAGUUUCAGCACACCUUUUACCUAAUGGCAGCAUGGAACUAACCUUCGCCAAGAAUCCAGAGUUGUCUUAUAAUCCCACAAGUAUAUUGUUUGUGCAUGUUCCAAGAAUAUGCAAAUUACAGUGGCAUCCAUUUACGAUAACUUCCAGCAGUAACUUGGAGACAGAUAAGCUCAGUGUUGUAAUCAAAAGUCAGGGAAGUUGGACCCAGAAACUCUACAAACAACUUUCUUCUUCUCUGGAUCAUCUUGAAGUAUCAACUGAAGGACCUUAUGGACCUGCAUCGUCUCAUUUUCUAAGCCACGAGGCCUUAGUGAUGAUCAGUGGAGGAAGUGGGAUUACUCCUUUCAUCUCCAUUAUCCGGGAAAUCAUUUUCAGAAGUACAGAAUCCAACGGGAAGGUUCCAAAAGUCCUCCUCAUCGCAGCCUUCAAGAACACUGCCGACCUGACCAUGUUGGAUCUCUUGCUUCCAUUGUCAGGCGCUCCUUUCAAUAUUUCCAAGUUACAACUGCAGAUAGAAGCUUACAUUACUCAAGAACACGAAAGGCCACUUGAGAAUGCGAAGAAGCAAAUCGAAAAAAAACUGUUCAAGCCAAAUCCAUCAGAUUCACCCAUAUCAGAAGCUCUUGGCAAAAACAGCUGGUUAUGGCUCGGUGCAAUAAUUUCAUCUUCCUUUGUCAUGUUUUUGAUACUUUUGGGCUUUGUAACUCGUUACCAUAUAUAUCCCGUGGAACUCAGGGGAGAGAAUUACCAUUACAGUUUCAAAAUUCUCUGGGACAUGUUUCUUGUAUGUGCCUCUGUCUUUAUAGCAACUAGUGCCAUUUUCCUGUGGCAAAAGAGAAAAAUCACUGCUGAGGGGAAGCAAAUUCAGAAUGUUGAUCUGCCAACACCAACAAUGUCACCUUCUUCCUGGUUAUGUGGUUCCGAUAGAGAACUUGAGAGCCUUCCUACUCAGUCUCUUGUUCAAUCCACAAAUGUGCAUUUUGGUGCACGACCUGAUUUAAAGAGGAUACUGUUUGAUCGCAAAGAAUCAGAUGUUGGAGUUCUAGUUUGCGGCCCCAAAAGCAUGCGGCAUGAAGUUGCAAAAAUAUGUGCAUCUGGUUUGGCCAAAAACCUGUAUUUCGAGUCCAUCAGCUUCAACUGGUGAUGCAAGUAAUAGUGGAAAAUAUGGUAUUUCUGUAUUUAUUUUGAUUCCAUUCAGCUGCUGAUUACAUGUCGGAUUGUCAAUCAAGUUCAUCGCUCCUGAAGAAGACUCUUUCUUUCAAUGACCUAAAAUCCAACCUACCCUCAUUUAAAUCCUCAAAAUGUUGAUAUUGAGAAAUAGGUUAAUGUUUGCUUUGUUUAUGAAAUCCCAUGGUUUGAACUUUUUAGAGACCCUUGUAAAAACUAAGUCAACUUGUACAAGUGUUAAUGUUUUUGACAUAUUCGACGAGAGUAUUUUGCCUGAUAAUAUGGAGCUCUUAAAUGUGUUUGAAUGUAGCAUACCACCCCAUUUGAAGUUUUGAUUUCUGUUUUCAGAUUUUGUAUGAUCAAUGCCGCAUGCAUG